Molecule: messenger RNA, 873 nt
Organism: Bicyclus anynana (squinting bush brown)
Lineage: Eukaryota; Metazoa; Arthropoda; Insecta; Lepidoptera; Nymphalidae
Exons: 4
Coding region: 192-764 (190 amino acids)
Source: RefSeq, a predicted model, not a curated record
CCUAGGAAUUCCUAAGAAAAAAGCGGAGAUCAUAGAUUAGUCAUCUUAGUGUUUACGAUUCCGGAUGCGGAAACCGCAAAGAGGGGAGCCGGAAACCCAAGGAACAUAUUUACCGGAAACCAUAGCAACAAAUAAACGGUUUAAAUUUUCCACCUUGCUAUUUCAAACAUUUUGAAGAAUAACUUAAAAAAAUGGAUGAAGAAGCGCAAGCAGAAAUUCCUGAACCUCUAGGCGAAGAGACCAACCUCAAAAUAAGACCUUUGGAACGUGUUACACUUUACCCCAAGGUUCCCAUAGAACCUUCGGCUUAUGGAAAAGGGAAGAACUUCAGUCGUCCGUGGAUCCUUCAAGAUGGACGCGAGGUUCCUGAAAAAGGCAGUGAAAUGCGCGCCAAUUAUAAAAUUCCUAAAAAACCUGGACAUCAUGAAGGUAUUCGGAAACGCAUGCUAACGGAUUUUUUCUGGGAGCAAAUGCUGGACGAAGUGAUCGAGGAGUUAGGAACUUCGCAGCCUGUCGCCGAGUACUGCUCCGAAUAUGAAGCCAAUUUUAUUAGGGAUCAAUUCGAACCUCGGAAUUUGGAGGUGACAGCUGAUAAAAACAUGCAUUUGAAGUAUCCCUUAUACGGCACUGGAUCAAGCGCCAUAACCUAUUACAGCGAGAAUAUAAAGAAGACGGGCCCUGGAGAAAUAUUGGAGAAGUUCCGGCGAUGUCAAUAUUUUACAAAACCAAUGGAGGAGAGAUUGGAUGUUGGUUGGGUUUUGUAAUGCUAGUGUUGUUUACUUUUUUUUUAAAUGCACCAAAAUGUGUUACUUUUAUUAAACUAAUCUUCACAAAAAUAAAUUGGCCUUUUGCUGUGUGCAAUUUACUCAUCAA